Guillardia theta CCMP2712 is the source of this 672-nucleotide messenger RNA. RefSeq lists its product as hypothetical. The record is from RefSeq and is a predicted model, not a curated record. Gene Ontology annotation, molecular function: ribosomal large subunit binding. The transcript has a single exon. Gene Ontology annotation, biological process: negative regulation of translation; negative regulation of ribosome biogenesis. The coding region runs from base 1 to 672 and encodes 223 amino acids. Lineage: Eukaryota; Cryptophyceae; Pyrenomonadales; Geminigeraceae.
AUGUUGGCAGGGAUUGUAAUGAGGAGGAUGGGGACUAAGACGACGAUGAUGAUGAGAAUGAUGAGGACGACGACGAGAAGAGAGAUGAUGACAACACACAACUUGAGGCUUCACUCUCCUCCUCUUCGCUCUUCUCCUCCAUCCUCUCUUGUCUCGCGCUCCAACAUCUGCCCCCUACCAAGGCUGGACGCUUUCGGAGGUUGCAGGGGAAGAGCGAGCUUAUCUAGCGCUGUCGAGGAAGUGAAGGACGAGUCGAACGCAGCAGAGGUCAACCCAGUUGUGGAAGAGAAUCUGAAGGAGCUCCUUGAGCUCAUAGAGGAGAAGAAGGGUGCCGACGUUCAGGUCCUCAAUGUCAAAGAUUACCCCAAGUUGAUAAACAUCUCAGAGUACACUGUGAUCACAACGUGUACGAGCAGGAGACAUAUGCGGAUCGUUGCCGAACACGUUGUGGAGCACUUCAGGUUGAAGGGGAUGCUGGUGGAGAAGGUGGACGAGAACGAUGAGGUGAUAAAGGCGUCCCCCGCCAUCGAGGGCAUGGAAUCGGAUCGCUGGAUGCUCGUAGACCUCAACGAGAUUGUGUUUCAUGCUUUCACCCAGGAGGGACGCGACUACUACAAGAUCGAGGAGAACCUGCGGACUGAAAGCCCCAUGGAUGGGAUAACUAUGACGUGA